CCGAGCAGAGAGCAGGCAGACACACAAUACAGCCCCCGGAUCACGAGGAGGAGAGGAAACACCUCACCCCCUGUGCGAUUUCUCCCCUCCUCUCUUUUUGCACCUUUCUUUCGUUUUUUACGCACUUUCCAACCUUAUUUUUUUUUUUUUACCGUCACCAGAAACUCGAUAAAAAUGCUCCUUUUGUUUUGAGCGCUCUGACAACACACACACACACACACACACACACACACACACACACUAACACGCAUCCGGCCGCGCGCCCUGCUCUCCUCCUCCGGCAGCCUGGUGUUCGUGCGUCUUCUCGCAUCUUUGCGUUAUUUCGCGGUAAUGUUUCGUUACGAGGACGCAGGCUGGUAGUAUCUUGGGAGCUUUUCUUUACAGGAACCAGCUCUGGAGAAGAUAAACCAGGAUGGUAACACACUGUUGGUAACCAGCCUCCGUUCCACAAAGGCCGCUGUAACCUCACACUCUCCUACCAAACAUCGACUACUGUUCCUCCGCCAUGUCUAACAUAAACAAUGCACUUUGCAUUGAAAACAUACAGAACUCAGAAGUGUCUCUCUUACAAAAGGAUAAUCUCCAGGAUGGUGGAUUAAGCCAGCUUUUGGAUUAUAACGCAGAAAUGGAAAGGUACAGGUCUUUUGCGAACUUUUAUAAAACCAAUGGGGCAUUUCCACAGACUGCCAAGAUUGCCCGCAUCACAACGCCCAUUUUUCCCAGUGCGAGAAUUGGCAUGUCCCCGUGGAACUGCGAUAACGCCAUGCUCUGGGGAAGGAAAUCAGCGGCAAUAAACCCUAAUAGGACCAGCAUGCAUAGAAAUGACUCCCAGAGGCCGGGGAAGCCUGGCGUGCCGCCAGAGACGCUGCAAAUGGCAAAUAAUAAUUUCCUCUCUACCUUAUCCCCCGAACACUGCAGACCUUUAGCAGGAGAAUGCAUGAACAAGCUGAAAUGCGGCGCUGCUGAAGCAGAGAUAAUGAAUCUCCCAGAACGCGUUGGAACUUUUUCCGCUAUCCCGGCUUUAGGGGGCAUCUCAUUACCUCCUGGGGUCAUCGUCAUGACAGCCCUUCACUCCCCCGCAGCCUCAGCAGCCGUUACAGACAGUGCGUUUCAAAUUGCCAAUCUGGCAGACUGCCCACAGAAUAAUUCCUCGGUAUCCAGUGGAAACCCGGCGAAGAAGAAAAGGAAAAGGUGUGGGGUCUGUGCACCCUGCAGGCGGCUAAUCAACUGUGGUGUCUGCAGCAGUUGUCGGAACCGCAAAACGGGCCACCAGAUCUGCAAAUUUAGGAAAUGCGAGGAGCUGAAGAAGAAGCCAGGCUCGUCGCUGGAGAGGACGCCGGUCAACACUGGAGAAGCUUUUCGGUGGUUCUUUUAGAGAUAUGAGCCAUGGCCGCCCCAUCCAGCAGCAGAAGCGGGAGGGCAGGUGGGACUCUUGACUCUCUGCAAAAAGAACACUAUGGGUACACUGAGCCCACCCACAAGACGCCCCAAAAACAUGGACAAGAGAAGAAAAGUGGACGGACAAAAAGAGAAAUGGAAACAUAAUGGUGUUGUUUAAACUCUGUAAUUUCUUUUUCUGUGUAAUUAUUGUACCUUUUGACAGUAUCAUAAUGUAUAUUUUUGGUGUCUAUGAAUGUGUUUUCAGUGUCGUGGCUGUAGGUUCACAGCCGAUCCAAUGUAAAGAGCUCCAACAGACAAUCAUACAAUCACAGAGAAUCUGUCAAACAGAAGAGGCCACAAGGAUUGACAACAUAACGAAAACAACACGCUUUACUCUGGAGCAAUAAUCUAUUCUGUUGAUUAUUCUUCAUCCUUUAUGUUCUGUUCACUCUCAUAUUAUUUGUUCAGACUGAAUCAUCCUCUGGUUUUCUCUUUUUAUUUCUUUGUAAACCGCGUUUUGAGAUGCCAAGCUUUCUUAAGAUCUUUGCGGACCAUGACGUGAAAGACGGCGGCCAUGUUUCUUUGACAGACAUGUUGACGUGUUUCUUCUAAUGAGUUGACUCACUGCAAAACAGGGCACAUUGUCUUGUGUGGCGAGUAGCCCCUCUUUUUAAAAAAAAACAAAAAAACAACUGGGCGUCAUUUCAUUGUGACAGCAGCAGAAUUUAAGAGUCAGAUUCUGCCUGGAGGUCAUAUCCUCAAAGGCAUUUCAAUUUUGUGUUUUGAAAAACCAAACUUCUUCAGUCUUCAAAUCCUUGUUUGUUUUUCUUUAAGUUUAAAUGACUAAAGGUUGUAACUGUCUUAAAGGUAGAGAGUAAUGCCAGUAAAGGAGUUGUAUACUAUGUUGAAAACAUUCAAAUUAAGGAGUAAAUACAGUAAACUCAACAUAUUUGACAUAUCAGAUGUUGUUCUGGAGCUGCGGGAUACUUUGGACUUGGAACAACGGUCCUUCCUCCUGAAAAGUAACACAUUCCAAAUCAAAUUAUUCAAUAAGUUACUCAUUGUCUUAAACCCUAUUGUUGCAUGUGUAAAUGUGUUUUGGUUUUAAAGAUUACUAAGAAUUUGUAUAUUGUUGUUGUGAUGCUUUUAUGUGUUCAAAUA
Labrus bergylta (ballan wrasse) is the source of this 2541-nucleotide messenger RNA. It is a transcript of the gene cxxc4, whose product is annotated as CXXC finger 4. Gene Ontology annotation, cellular component: nucleus. The record is from RefSeq and is a predicted model, not a curated record. Lineage: Eukaryota; Metazoa; Chordata; Actinopteri; Labriformes; Labridae. Gene Ontology annotation, molecular function: methyl-CpG binding; zinc ion binding.